AAGUAAGAAGUAAAAAUUAAAAAAAUUGGUCAUUUUAUUUCUUGAGAUCUUUUUUGUGACAAAAACUUUUUUAAAAAUUGUUUAAGAAUUGCCUUAAUUGAAAUGAUUUUCUUUCCUUUUUUUUCUACCACCAUUAAUUUCUUACUUUAAAAGUUAAUAACAAUCAAUAGAAUUAUAUACACAAGUAAUGAAAAUCUAUAUAAAAGUAUUUGAUAAAAUUUGUUAAAUCUAGUUAACUUCUAAAAUCUUCUCAACUAUUAAAAUCAUCAAAUUCCACAGAAAUUUGUGUUCCAAUAACCCCCUAAAUAUAUUUUAUAAACGACAACCUCUAUAUAAUUACACGAUUAUAUCAGUAUUACAUUAAAAUGUGAGUUUUAAAAAGGUUAAAUUGUGAUGUACUAUUGCGUUUUGCAAUAUAAAAACGAAUAGCAUAGAUGAAGACAUAUACAUUCAAUAGUAAAUCGAUUUUAGAUCGGAGACACCAUUGGUCAAAACAUUAUCAUGAUUUCUACGUUAAUCAUAUCACUUUACCACCAAUAAUAUGUGAACAUGUCACUUUCCAUUGUGUGAACCAACACAAGACUCUUAACUCUUCGUAAACUAGCAUGAUACAAUAAUAUCCAUGUAACCCCACAAAUGUACGUCAAGUAUUUCAUUUUUUUUUUAAAUGACGAACUUCUUGAAAACGUAAGAAAUAGUGAAAUUAAAAUGAGUUGAUCAACACUUAGAAACUAAGUGAUAGAAUACAAAUACGAUCUAUUAUCUAUAACAGGUUUGAAAGAGUCAUCAAAUUAGUAAGAAGAAAAAACUAUGUUAAAAUAGAAUCCAUGUCAUUUUCGUAAGUUUCUCUCCAGCAUCCUUCUCUUUUCCCCACAACUUCUUGCCGAAGAAUUAUAUGACAUAAAAUAAAAUAAAAAACAAAACAAAAUCACAGACGCACCAUCAUAUAUAUAUAUGUAACUUCAUUUCAUAAACACACACACUUUAUUCAAAGACAAAGCUCAUAUCUCAUCAAACCCACCAACCAAAGCUUCUCAUAUAACGAAGGAAGAGAUGUUGAUGGAAGAAAAGCUUGUGGUUAAGGAGCUGGAGCAAGGGAAAGAGUUAGCGAAUCAGCUUAUGAACAGUUUGAACAACCCUUCCUCGUCUUCGAAGGAAUCAAACGAGGUCUUGAUCUCGGAGAUCCUCCAUUGUUUCGAAAACACAAUUGCUAUGAUGAUGAAUCUUGACAAGAAAACACUUAAGAGAAGCCAUGAGAGAAGUGAUCAGAGUAACAAGAAGAGAAUGUUGGAGAAGAAAAAGACAGAGAAAGUAAAUAUUUGUAUCGGAUCAGGACAAGAAGGAACUCUACUUGAUGAUGGUCAUUGUUGGAGAAAAUAUGGUCAGAAAGAUAUUCAUGGUUCCAAGAACCCUAGAGGAUACUAUAGAUGUACACAUAAAUUCACAAGAGGUUGCUUGGCAGUGAAGCAAGUUCAAAAGUCAGACACAAACCCUUUGUGCUAUGAAGUCAAGUACGUAGAGAGUCACACAUGUGAUAUCACUCAAUCAGCCACCAAACACUCUCUUCCUGUGUCCGAAGAAGCAGAACAAAAGCUACAUGAUGCAAAGCACUCUGAUGACACGGUCCAACACAUGAAGCCUGAAGAGUUGAUGUUAAGUAUUGAAGAUCUUGAUUACAAGAAGGAUAUUUUCAGGACGUUUUCAUUCUCAAAUCAUGAGAUGGAUGAUGAUUUCCUAGAAUGGAAAGAUCUGAUGGCGAAUCUAUCACCUACAACAUCAGAAUCUGGAAUCACCAACGAGUUUCAUGUUUCGCCAACGGAUGAUUCGUGUUUCUCUUCUUUGGAAACCCUUCUCGGUUCAACUCCCGAUUUGUCGUGGAUGUAAUUCUUAUCGUGUAGAACGUUUAGUUUUAGUCCUAGACUCCUAGUUUUCAAGUGGACGAACAUGAUUCUUCCUAUGUUUUUAAGACCAAUGUGGUACUUGGACAAAAUAUUACACAAUAAUCUAUGUGAUAUCCAUGGGACGUUUACUA
Molecule: messenger RNA, 2032 nt
Organism: Brassica rapa (field mustard)
Lineage: Eukaryota; Viridiplantae; Streptophyta; Magnoliopsida; Brassicales; Brassicaceae
Product: probable WRKY transcription factor 46
Biological process (GO): regulation of DNA-templated transcription
Cellular component (GO): nucleus
Molecular function (GO): transcription cis-regulatory region binding; DNA-binding transcription factor activity
Source: RefSeq, a predicted model, not a curated record